UCGAUAAUUUAAAAGUUGCUUUACCAUCACCAGAUAAGGCACACGUUUGCGUUUAGGAAAAUAUGGAAGUUCCUCAGUUGUCGAGUGCCUUGCGCGAUUUGCCAAAUAGGGUACUGAAUGUGCCCAUCGAAGAACGACAGUCUUUAUUUCACAAUGUCAGUGCGGUGCUAUCAAAUCCCGGUGUGAACUCUGCUAUCGUGCGAGGUAUAUGCAAAGUGAUAGGAACAACGAUAUUAAAGUACAAGGAUCCUCCAUCUCAACUGCUAGUUCGCAAACUCAUUUGUGAUCUUAUUGUUGCCCAUCAUGAUUUAACUAUAGAACAUAUGCUAUCUGUUCUUAAGACCCUAUUAAAGGAAUUACCAUCGGCACCUGCUCAUAAGUCAUGUCGAUCUUCCGUUGUGGCCUUAGGAUGGGCUUGUUUGUUAUUAAAGAAUGCAAACCUUGAAUCAAAUAUAUACAAAACAGAAAAGUCCAGGUUAAUAGAAUACCAGUCGUUGUUAUACCAGACCACUUUGCUGGCCCAAAACCCUAGGGUUACAGAAGCAGCUACAAAAAUCAUCUAUGAUUUGUGGGAGAGCAACAAGAUUUUUGACGAAACAAAGGACACGUUAUUUCAAAUGGAUGCAACUUCGAAUGUCACAAUAAUGAUUAUGAUGAUGAUACAAUUUGACACAGAAAAUACACACUUGGAUAUCCUGAAAAAAUACAAAAUGAAAUGUGUGGAAUACUUUGUAAAAAGUAUGGUAUUGUGUAAAUCGAAACCGAAUACUGCUUUUAUAACAGCUUGUCGACCAUUAUUGUCAACACUUAAUGAUUCGGAAUUCAACAUCAUCUAUAAUGAUUUACAAAAGUCAAUAUUGCGGAGUCCUGAAAAUACGCUAGAAAGUAUUGGUAUAAUUUUUGAACUUCUUAAUAUUGAUUGUAGCCGGUAUGCAUCUCAAAUCGGAACUGUUUUAAUUAAAAAGUUAUACAGCAAAGGAGAGGAUGCUCGCCGUGAAUCUUUGGAAUCAUUAAAGAGUCUAUCACAAAAAUGUUCGGAUAGCAACGUUAUUAAAGAAUUGCUGCAACUCAUUUUUUCUAUUCUCAACGGAUCCGAUGGCAAAAUAAAUGUUGUUGAGUAUAGAAUUAAUUUGUACCAGGGUGCUGGCUGUUUAAGCUUCAACAAGGUUCAAGAAGAUCACAUGGACGAUAUUUUAAACAUGGCUGUGGACUUAUUUUGGAAAGCGCUUGAGACUGAAUCCCAGGACAAGGUGAUUUGCUGUACACUAGAAAUGUUUGCUUUGUGGUCUGGAAAGUUUAGAAAGGAGCUGCCCAACGUGAUUAUAAACAUUUUCAAAACAGGCAUAGAACACAAAAACUCAAAUCAAAUGAUACGACAGAGUUAUCUUGAAUGGCUGCUAUCAUCUAUACAGAAUGCAGAAAUCAAAGACACGAGCAAUAUUGUCCCAACCUUAUAUAGUUUGUAUAUGAAAGCACAGCAGAACUUUUCUCAGCUUUCCUUUGUAUCAGAAGCAGCAUGUAUUUCGUGUCAUUUGCUAAUAUUAGAAAAGCCAUCAGAAAUGUAUUCAAGCUUCUGGAACUCCCUUUUUGAUAUGAAUAAGCAAUAUUUCUUUAAUGAAAAGUUUAUAGCGUCAGCAACAACAGAGACUUUAUGUCAUAUUUCAUUCAUGGCUAAGAUGCUAUUUAAAUCAUAUUUAGAUCAAAUUAAGGGUCCUGUUGAGCCAUUGCACCGUGCAUUGCUUAAUAAUUUGUGCAGCAGUUCAGCUAAAGUAAGAAAAUAUACCAAAGAACAAGUUACACAAAUAACAAAAAGUACUGAUGGUGUUGAUUUUGUUAAACUUGCUCUUAAAGAAUAUAGCAAACUUAUAAACAAUGCGAAAAUUCAAUAUGAAAUCGACAAUACCGUUCAAUCAGAUCAGACGUGUACUCCAAGUCAGGCAUUUGUAGAUGCCCUAGAAGUUUUAUGUUGUUUAGAAAACGUUCCUCACCAAGACUCCCUUGAGCUUACUAUGCUACUCUUAGAUAUUUCGAACUAUCCUGCUAUAUUAUCCAAUAAUCCAUAUUUUUGGGAAAACACCAUUCAAAACAACUUUCACUUGAAUCCUGAACACUUUAUAUCCAUAAAUGAACAGCAAAUUAUUGAGACAUAUAUUGAACAAUUUAAGAUCUGUCCCGUUUUUGAAAAUACAAUUGCUUCGUUAGUGCGAAUCAAUCCAAAAAUAAUAGUCCCAGCGAUAAUUAAGCGAAUCAAAACGUAUCUAAAUGAUGAAAGCAACUUCAACGUUAGCAAUGAGGAUUUUCUAACUUUUAUGACACCAGAAGGAGAGCUCUACGAUAAAAGUGUAAUACCACAUGCAGAUGCACAAUAUGCAACAACUGGCGUAAAGCGGGAAAAUAAAGUUUACAGCUAUAAGGAGCAGCUAGAAGAAAUCCAACUACGCCGUGAAAUAGACGAGAAGCGUCAAAAGGAAGGAAAAUCGAAAACUGUAAAACUCACGCAAAAACAACAGGAAUUAAUUAAAAACCAAACGGAGAAGGAAUUGCGUAUAAGAACGCGUGUUCAAGCAUUGCAUGAGAAAUUGAUGUGCGUGAUCAGUCUGUUCAAAGCUUCUUGUUCCGGAAAUGAAAAUAAUAUUGCAUUACAUUUCCAUACAUUACUCGACGAUAUUCUACGAGCGACUUCGAGUCCUUUAAGCGCCGAACCCUUGACGGAUCUCUACUAUUUCAUGAACAAAAUGUGUUUUAAAACCAAUUCAGAGUUGGGCCGUGCCAUUUCCAUUGCGACAAUCAGACUUCAGAAGCCAUCCUGCAUUUUGAAGGAGGAAUGGAAUGCUCAAAAUAUUAACGAGAGUAUCAUGGAUAUAAUAUCAAAUCUAAACAAACACGUUAUUAUCAAAUCAAACUUAUUGGAUUCACAGUCAUUUUCAUAUGCCUUUGAGUUUCUCAAACGUGCGUUAAUUCAUUUGGAUAAUAGAUCAAACGAGGAAUUCGUAUUAUCAAGUAUCAAACUAAUCGAGAUUCACGUCCAACAAAAAGAAGAACCCACCGAUGAGUGCAAUCAUCCGCGCUAUUUGCCACGCCUGGGAAUGUUCCAAAUCUUGCUAUAUUUAAUAAAAAAUAAUUCGACAGCAGUCCAAACUCAGGCUGUAAAUGCUCUAUUGGAAGUGGCAACGGUUUCUUCAGGCGGCAAAUUAAAUGCUACCCCUGACAAGCAUAUAAUUGAACUAUUUUUGGAUGCAUUGCAAAGCAAUAUUGAAGCUAUAAGAGAUGUAACACUGCGUGCAAUGCAAAUCAUGAUUGGAUCAAUUGUGGACUACUUGAAGAGCGAUGCUGACCUGGAGAAACAAUUGGUCGCUAGAUUGUGGAUAGCGAAAUUUGAUAUUGCAGUUGAAAUCAGACAGUUGGCCGUAGAUCUUUGGGAUUCAGCUGGUUUUGCCUAUCCAGAGUUCGACGACAUUAUUGUAGAUAUCACACAUCCUGAACUUUGUAUACAAAAAGCAUCUGCCGAGUCCUUAAUACCACUCAUCUUGAAUGACAAAAGUCUAUUAAAAUGUGGAUUGAAGAAACUCCUGGCCAUCUAUAAUGAGAAACUCACUUUGAUUCCACCAAAGCUCGACAAGUUUGAUCGUGAAAUUGAGCCGGCUUUUGAUCAGUGGAAGCCCAGACGAGGUGUCGCUAUUGCAAUAUCUCAAAUAGCACAAUUUUUAUCGAUUGAAGAUAUAAACUACUUGAUGCAAUUUAUGGUUUCCCAUGGUCUUGGCGAUCGCGAGGAGAUUGUGCAUAAGGAAAUGUUAGCUGCUGCAUUAAAGAUUGUGGAUAUACAUGGCAAGGAGACAAUCGUAAGUUUGCUACCAGUUUUUGAAGAAUUUCUUGAUAGCGCACCCAAAUCACAAAGCUAUGAUAAUAUACGCCAAGCAGUUGUUAUUCUUAUGGGAUCCUUGGCCCGGCAUUUGGAAAAGGAUGACAAAAGAAUUGAUCCGAUCGUCAAACGUUUAAUAACUGCCCUCUCGACACCGUCGCAACAAGUUCAGGAAGCUGUUUCAAAUUGCUUGCCACAUCUUAUGCCAUCCGUUAAGGACGAAGUUCCAGCAAUGAUCAAGAAACUGUUGCAUUCGUUGUCAAAGUCUGAAAAAUAUGGCGAAAGACGUGGAGCUGCCUAUGGAAUUGCUGGAAUUGUCAAAGGACUUGGCAUUUUAUCGCUUAAGCAAUUGGACAUUAUGUCAAAGCUAACAACGUACAUACAAGACAAAAAGAACUACAAGAGUCGUGAAGGUGCUCUGUUUGCAUUUGAGGUUCUUUGCACCACACUUGGUCGCUUGUUCGAGCCAUACAUUGUGCAUGUCCUGCCCCACUUAUUGCAAUGCUUCGGAGAUUCAUCUCAAUACGUCCGACAAGCUGCCGAUGACACUGCCAAGGUGGUAAUGGGAAAGCUGUCUGCUCAUGGAGUUAAGCUCGUGCUGCCAUCUCUCUUAGACGCUCUUGACGAAGAUUCAUGGAGAACAAAAACAGCGUCGGUUGAACUAUUGGGUGCCAUGGCAUUCUGUGCACCAAAGCAGCUUUCGUCGUGCUUGCCUAGCAUUGUUCCAAAAUUAAUUGAAGUCCUUGGAGAUUCUCACACUAAAGUCCAAGAAGCUGGUGGAGAUGCACUCAAGGUGAUUGGAUCCGUUAUUAAGAAUCCAGAGAUUCAAGCGAUUGUUCCUGUUUUAUUGAAGGCAUUGGAGGAUCCUUCUAACAACACAUCAGCAUGCUUGCAAAGUUUGUUGAAAACCAAAUUCAUUCAUUUCAUCGAUGCCCCCUCUUUAGCUCUAAUUAUGCCUGUGGUUCAAAGGGCAUUUAUGGAUCGAUCGACGGAAACCAGGAAAAUGGCCGCUCAAAUUAUUGGUAAUAUGUAUUCGCUCACAGAUCAAAAGGAUUUGACACCAUAUCUGCCAAGUAUUAUACCAGGCUUAAAGUCAUCGUUGCUCGAUCCAGUUCCAGAAGUUCGAGCAGUAUCCGCCCGUGCACUUGGUGCAAUGGUUAAGGGAAUGGGAGAAAGUUCAUUUGAAGAUCUCCUACCAUGGUUGAUGCAAACUCUUACAUCGGAAUCGAGCAGCGUUGAUCGUAGCGGCGCAGCACAAGGACUUUCGGAGGUUGUUGGAGGAUUGGGUGUGGAGAAAAUGCACAAACUGAUGCCGGAAAUAAUUGCCACUGCUGAGCGCACUGAUAUAGCUCCACACGUUAAAGACGGCUACAUAAUGAUGUUCAUAUAUAUGCCAGGUGCAUUCCCAGAAGAGUUUACGCCCUACAUUGGUCAAAUAAUUAAUCCCAUACUUAAGGCAUUGGCAGAUGAAAGUGAAUACGUACGUGACACCGCCUUACGAGCUGGACAACGAAUUGUCAACUUAUAUGCAGAGACAGCAGUUGCCCUACUGUUGCCAGAAUUGGAGAAAGGAUUAUUUGACGAGAACUGGCGUAUACGUUAUAGUUCUGUACAAUUGCUUGGAGAUCUUCUAUAUCGUAUUUCUGGUGUAUCUGGAAAGAUGACUACGGAAACAGCCAGUGAAGAUGAUAACUUUGGAACUGAACAGUCGCAUACAGCCAUUAUCCGAUUUCUUGGUGAUGAACGCCGCAACAGAGUUUUAUCUGGUCUCUAUAUGGGCCGUAGUGACGUCUCCUUGAUGGUUCGUCAAUCUGCAUUGCAUGUGUGGAAAAUUGUCGUCACAAAUACUCCCAGGACAUUGAGAGAGAUUCUGCCAACAUUAUUCGGACUCUUGCUAGGCUGCUUGGCAAGCACUAGCUAUGAUAAACGACAAGUCGCUGCACGAACCUUGGGAGAUCUGGUGAGAAAACUAGGUGAACGUGUCCUACCUGAAAUUAUUCCAAUUCUGGAAAGUGGCUUGAAUUCGGAGCAGUCUGACCAGCGUCAAGGUGUUUGCAUUGGACUUUCUGAAAUAAUGGCUUCUACUUCAAAGGAAAUGGUACUGACGUUUGUACACAGCUUGGUUCCCACUGUACGCAAAGCCCUGGCAGAUCCUCUGCCCGAGGUUCGCGAAGCAGCUGCAAAGACAUUUGAAUCGUUGCACAGCACCGUGGGAUCCCGAGCACUGGAUGACAUUCUGCCUUUCAUGCUGGAAGGACUUUCCGACCCGGAUCCCGAGGUUGCAGAAAAUACAUUGGAUGGACUGCGUCAGGUGAUGUCCAUAAAGUCACGUGUGGUAUUGCCAUACCUUGUUCCUCAGUUGACUGCACAACCCGUUAACACAAAAGCUCUAUCUAUAUUAGUUUCUGUUGCUGGCGAUGCUCUAACGAAAUAUCUACCAAAAAUUCUAUCCGCAUUGCUGGAAGCCCUGUCCCAAUCUCAUGGUACGGCUAAUGAAAAUCAAGAAUUGGAAUAUUGCCAGACUGUUAUCUUGUCUGUGACUGAUGAAGUUGGAAUCAGAACUAUAAUGGACACUCUAAUGGUCUCUGCUAAGUCAGAUAAUGUGUGCACUCGUAAAUCGUCAGCCAGUUUGCUUUGUGCUUUCUGCAUUCACUCGCCUGGAGAUUAUUCACAAUAUAUUCCACAGCUCUUACGCUGUCUGCUUCGAUUGAUGGCUGAUAACGACAAGAGCAUUAUUCAAAAGGCCUGGGAGGCAUUAAAUGCAGUCAUCAAGGGCUUGAAUCCAACUCAACAGAUUGGCUACGUAACUGAUGUUCGCCAAGCAGUUAGAUUUGCUGCCAGCGACUUGAAGGAGCCCGAAUUGCCCGGCUUUUGCUUACCGAAGGGAAUUACCCCGCUAUUGCCAGUUUUCCGAGAAGCUAUAUUAAAUGGUCUACCGGAAGAGAAGGAAAAUGCCGCCCAGGGUCUUGGUGAAGUGAUUUUCUUAACCAGCGCAGCUUCUUUGCAGCCAUCUGUCGUACACAUUACUGGACCAUUGAUUCGCAUCCUGGGAGACCGUUUUAACUCUGGCGUGAAGGCAGCAGUUCUGGAGACAUUGGCAAUUCUGCUACACAAAGUCGGUGUUCUAUUGAAGCAGUUCUUACCACAACUUCAGACCACAUUUUUGAAAGCAUUGCAUGAUCAAAACAGAAAUGUUCGCAUGAAAGCAGGCAAAGCAUUAUCGGAGUUAGUUGCAAUUCACUCUCGGGCCGAUCCGCUGUUCAAUGAAAUUCACAAUGGAAUUAAGAGCUCAGAUGAUUCUGCUGUUAGGGAAACAAUGUUGCAUGCACUACGCAGCAUCAUCAGUCCAUCAGGGGACAAAAUGUCGGAGCCCAUAAGAAAGCAAGUCUUUUCAACAUUACUAAGUCUAAUUGGACACCAGGAGGAUACCACGCGAAAUGCUGUUGGUGGAUGUCUGGGGGCUAUGUUAAAGUAUAUGCCAUCUGCGCAAGUUACCGAUUUGUUAAAUAACCACAUACUAGCUGAGAACUCGGAUGACCCACUGACUAAACAUGGCUAUACAGUUAUUCUCUUUGUUGCUUUGAAGGAGUGUCCCAAGGAAGUUUUAUUAGAGAAUUUCACUGAUAGAAUAAUUGGUAACAUAUUAGUUAAUAUUUUAUCCGAAAAGGCACCCAUUGCAUGUAACGCAGUUCGAGCAGCGACAUAUGUUUUAGAAUACAAACUGGUUAACAAAGAAGAUCCUCCCAGCAAUGUCCUAGUCUCACUAGCAAGAGCAAUGAACCAUAAUAGCAAUGACGUCAAGCAGUUAGUGGCAAAAAGCUGUAUUCACCUCUCUAAAAAUUUAAGUGCUGACCAAAUACAUUUAGAUGUUUUGAAAACAUUAGUUCCAACCCUCGUAAAUGGCACUAAAGAGAAAAAUGGCUAUGUUAAAUCCAAUUCAGAAUUAGCUCUAAUAUCCAUACUAAGACUAAGAUCUGAUGAGGUUACGUUUAAAAAGACCUGCGAUGUCCUAGAAACUGGGGCAAGAGACUCUUUAAGUGAUGUGGUAGCCAAGGUUUUAAAACGAGUCGCAGCUCAACCACCAGCUAAGGAGGAUGAUUUGGAUGACACCUUACAAACUUGAUUAUAAUCACCUACAUGUAAUUCAAUUAAAUUUUAUAAAUUAUUUGAAUUCAAGAGCACAUUUUAUGUAAUAGAAUGUAUAUUAUUAUAACGCAUAUUUGUAAAAUAAUAAAAUAAAUCGUAAACAUCAAAAAA
Messenger RNA from Drosophila innubila, 8116 nucleotides. It is a transcript of the gene l(3)80Fj, whose product is annotated as eIF-2-alpha kinase activator GCN1. Gene Ontology annotation, biological process: cellular response to amino acid starvation; regulation of translation. The coding region runs from base 63 to 7982 and encodes 2639 amino acids. Lineage: Eukaryota; Metazoa; Arthropoda; Insecta; Diptera; Drosophilidae. Gene Ontology annotation, molecular function: protein kinase regulator activity; protein binding. Gene Ontology annotation, cellular component: cytosol. The transcript is spliced from 4 exons. The record is from RefSeq and is a predicted model, not a curated record.